ACACAAUAGUUGUCAAUACAAAUUUAUACGCCUUAACAAAAGACACUAGUACUACCAGCAGACAAUGGAAAAAACUAGAUCGUAAAGAGCUUAUUGUUUGGAUCGCUUUGGUUAUAUAUCAAGGACUAUUUAAAUUACCUUCCCUUGAUCAAUAUUGGAACAAGGAUCCAAAAUACCCCAUCCAUCAUAUUGCAAAGCAUAUGUCAUUAAAACGUUAUGAACAAAUCAAAAGGUAUUUACAUAUCUCUCCUCCUGUGGCUACGAUUGAAAAUUAUUUUGACAAACUGGAACCGCUGCUGUCAAAGAUUCGGGACGUUUCAAAACAGCUUUACACACCAGGUUCAAACGUUUCUAUAGAUGAAAUGAUGAUACGAUUUUCUGGACGAAGCGUUCAUACCAUUCGAAUAAAGAAUAAACCAACCCACGAAGGUUUUAAGAUCUUAUCUCUUUGCGAAUCUGGAUACACAUAUACUUUCUUGCCUACAUCACGUGUCUCACCAAGCAAUGUAACGAGAGUAAAUAACCUUAAUCAAAUCGGAUGUCUCGUUCAUCACCUUGUUACACAACUUCCGUAUCAACAACUCUCCUACAACGUCUACAUGGAUAACUACUUUCCUAAUGUUCCUCUUUUUCAAUAUCUUCGGCAAAUCGGCAUCGGCGCUUGUGGAACAGUCCGAAAAACAGCUUCCGGUUUUCCGAAAGAGUUAAAGACGGAUAGAAAUGCCAAACUUGAUUGGGAUGUUCGUUCCGGUGUUACAAUAAAUGGAGUGCUUGCUAUUUUUUGGCAAGAUAAUGGACCCGUAACGAUGUUGUCAACGAUUCAUGGUCUCAUCGGUGAAGAAUGGGAGGUAGAACGAGAAAGACGACGUCCGCGUGAAACGAGCACCAAUGCAGCAAAAGUGCGUGCAGUGUUUGGUUCUGAAUCAAAAAAGAAAUUAUUAAUCCCGAAGGUAAUCGACGAUUACAACCACUGCAUGAAUGGUGUAGAUAUCGCUGACCAAUUGCGGUCAUAUUACAAUACGCAACAAACAGUACGAAGAAAUUGGAUGCCUCUUUUUUUCUGGCUUUUGGACACUGCAAUCAUCAACACGUAUCGAAUUGCUCGAACAUUAGAAUCAGCAAAAGAGCAAAAAGAAUUUCGCCAUGAACUUGUUUGGGAUCUCAUCGAUCUUGCAAAUGAUACGAGCGAGAUUCAACUGAGGAGCGGCUCUAAAAGAGAACUAAGAAAAGAAACAAGAAAAUCAACUAAACGACCGAGGGUAACGAAAAAUUUUGAGCUUUCAAAUCAACGAUUUACACCUG
Molecule: messenger RNA, 1302 nt
Organism: Paraglomus brasilianum
Lineage: Eukaryota; Fungi; Glomeromycota; Glomeromycetes; Paraglomerales; Paraglomeraceae
Source: the annotation of a GenBank genome assembly